Messenger RNA from Phyllostomus hastatus (greater spear-nosed bat), 1041 nucleotides. It is a transcript of the gene MBL2, whose product is annotated as mannose binding lectin 2. Gene Ontology annotation, cellular component: multivesicular body; rough endoplasmic reticulum. Gene Ontology annotation, biological process: surfactant homeostasis; positive regulation of phagocytosis. Lineage: Eukaryota; Metazoa; Chordata; Mammalia; Chiroptera; Phyllostomidae. Bases 207 to 953 code for a protein of 248 amino acids. The transcript is spliced from 6 exons. The record is from RefSeq and is a predicted model, not a curated record.
GGCUGAUUGGGCUCUGACAUUUCGGAGUCCAGCCUCCUUCCCCACCUUGAGGCAUCUGCUAGAGCCUCUGGCUGGAGGGACAGCUUCACAGUCUUCACAUCCCUAACAUAAGAAAUUUCUGCCAGGAACUGGAAAGGAAACUGGCACCUUGCCAGGGACAAGGUAGUGAAAAAUUUCUAGAGAAAGCACAACUCUUGGUGAGGACCAUGUCUCUGUUUCCAUCGCUCUCUCUUCUUCUCCUGAGUGUGGUGACAGCAUCUUGCUCAGAAACAGAACCCCUUGAGAGCCCUCAGAAGACCUGCCCUGUGUAUACCUGUGGUUAUCCAGGCAGCAACGGCUUCCCAGGCAAAGAUGGGCGUGACGGUGCCAAGGGAGAAAAAGGAGAACCAGGCCAAGGGCUCAGAGGUGUGCAAGGUCCUCCUGGAAAAUUGGGGCCUCCAGGAAACCCAGGGCCCCCUGGGUUACCAGGAAGAGUGGGCCAAAAAGGAGACCCUGGGAAAUGUCCAGCUUGUGAGUGUGACGUGGCUGCUUCAGAAAGAGAAGCCCUGCGCUCGGAAUUGAACCAUAUCAAAAAGUUGCUGAAAUUCCUUCUGGGCAAACAAGUUGGAAAGAAGUUCUUCUUCACCAGUGGUGCAAAGAUGGCCUUUGAAGAAGCGAAGGCUCUGUGUGCCCAGUUCCAGGGCUCGGUGGCCACCCCCAGGAAUGCUGAAGAGAACAAGGCCAUCCUGGACGUCGCCAAAGAAGAAGCCUUCCUGGGGGUCACAGAUGUAGAGACCGAAGGUCAUUUUGUGGAUCUGACAGGACAGAGCAUUAUCUACCAAAACUGGCAUGAUGGUGAGCCCAACAACAGUGGCACUGGGGAAGACUGUGUGAUGAUUCUGAAGCAAGAAGGCAAGUGGAAUGACAUCGCCUGCUCAGUCUCCCUUUUGGCAGUUUGUGAGGCCUCUGUCUAAGGAAGCAUGUCCCUCAGGCCCUCCUGUCCUCAACCUCAUCUUGGGUCCACAUUUGCUUUAAAAAUAAAUCUAUGCCAAUUUUGCCAUA